AUGGAAGUAACAAUAGUAAGAAGCUUCAGCAGCGGUUUCAGUUUCACUCAUUCUCUUCCACCGAGAAGUAGUUUUUAUACAACAUUUUCUAAAAAGAAAGAUGUUCAAGAUAACACUAACGAGUCUCAACCUUUUUCAUCAUUGAGGAUUUCGAACUCAAAUCUUGUUCGUGCUGCCAUUGGAGUGUUUGGAUUAGGGUUUAUUGAUGCAGGGUAUAGUGGAGACUGGUCGAGGAUUGGAGUAAUUACGCAGCAGAAUGAGGAAUUUCUAAGGCUUGCAGCUUUUCUAGUGGUUCCUAUUUGUGUCCUUUUUGUUUUUAGGGUUCCCAAAGAACCUAAUUAUUGA
Lathyrus sativus (Indian pea) is the source of this 345-nucleotide messenger RNA. NCBI's taxonomy places the organism in Eukaryota, Viridiplantae, Streptophyta, Magnoliopsida, Fabales, Fabaceae. The record is from the annotation of a GenBank genome assembly.